UUGGUGACGAACUGUCAGGCAGAGCUGCUGCUGGGAGUGCGGAAAAAGUGCUCAUCACUGUGAGAAGUUUUAGUGUUUUUUAUAGACCUGUCACACAUUCUUAUUCAUGUCUGCAAGAAACCCUGGAAUCGAGCUUGACCUAGGAUGGGUGUCUAGAGUCCGUGUAAAUCAUCCUGCAGUUCUGAGACGGGCACAAAAAAUACAGAGCUGGAAGCUCGUGAAAAAAGGAUGGCAGGCAGCAUGGCUACUUAGAGCAGUGACGUGUAUAGAUCUGACCACCCUCUCUGGUGACGACACUCCCUCCAAUGUCCAGCGGUUGUGUUUAAAAGCCAUCCAUCCCAUUCGCGACGACCUGCUCAAAAGCAUGGACAUGGAUGACAAAGGUAUAACUACAGCUGCGGUUUGUGUCUACCCGGCUCGUGUAACUGAUGCAGUAAAAACACUUAAGACAGCCAAGUCUAACAUCCCUGUGGCCUCAGUGGCCACAGGGUUUCCUGCCGGACAGACCUCCUUGAAAACGCGUCUCGAAGAGGUGCGCCAGGCAGUGGAGGACGGAGCCCGUGAGAUUGACAUCGUCAUUAAUAGGACUCUAGCGCUGACUGGGCAGUGGGAAGCUCUCUACCAUGAGAUCUGCCAGUUCAAGAAGGCCUGUGGAGAAGCUCACAUGAAGACUAUCCUAGCAGUGGGAGAAUUAGGCUCUUUCACCAAUGUCUACAAAGCCAGUUUAGUAGCUAUGAUGGCAGGUUCAGACUUUAUAAAGACCUCAACUGGGAAGGAGACAGUCAAUGCAACAAUUCCAGUUGCCAUAGUAAUGGUGAGGGCUAUACGAGACUACUUUUGGCGGACAGGUCAUAAGGUUGGUUUCAAACCAGCAGGUGGGAUUCGCACUGCCAAGGACUCCUUGAUAUGGCUGACCCUGAUGAAGGAGGAGUUGGGUGAUGGGUGGUUAAAACCAGACCUCUUUCGCCUUGGAGCAAGUUCACUAUUGGCGGAUAUCGAGAGGCAGAUCUACCAUUAUGUGACUGGGAAAUACGCAGCAUAUCAUGAGUUACCCAUGGCUUGAAUUCAAGGAAUCUGAACCUUCAUGAUCAACAGGUUUUCAGUAUCUGUGCAGGGCAGUAGACUGAAUAAUUCAAAUUUUCAUUGCUGAAAUGUUUCCAGGAUCAGUACUAUUAUUAAAGUUGAAGAGAAAAAAACAACUUUAUCAGCAGUAAUAUUUGCUAAUUAAAAGCAAAGUCUGGUUAAUUAAUGAUGAAUUAAUGUAAUGAUUGUUUUAGGUGUGAUAGUCACAGAAGGUGAAAACUUGUGUUACAUGUUCCUAUCAAAAUAAAAUUGAACAUUUUUCCAAAGGUUUUAAAAGAAAAGGUUUUGCAAUGUACCUUCUCAUAAUAAGCCAUCACAGAACUGAUGGUGAAACAUUCUUGAGCCUCAUUCCUUCAAUUUAGUUUAAUGGUGGACUAGCCAAAAUCUUCAUCCAUCAGUAUGUGAGUCUUAACUCAGUGGUAUGUGAAUAUAUCCAUGUGCAAAAAAAACAAAUAAUAGUUCAAAUAUAGAUUGUGAUAUUUAGCCAUAAAACAUACAUGGGUGUGAGCCUCUCUUCCAGGGUUAGGAAACAUAAUGUGUGCUUCCACAUCUGAACAAGUUUUGUUCCCUUCAACAAACUAUAAACUUGAGGCUGCUGUAAGACUAUUGGGAAAAAAUGGCUUCAGCCAUGAAUACGUUUCAUCCAAAAGUACAACUGUGUAGUAACUGAUUAAACCUUUUUAGCAUUUCAACUGGUAAGACACCAACAGGCUUCAGCAGGAAAACAUUUCAGUUUCAUGAUUUCAGUUAUACUGUACAGUAUAUGUAAUGAAAUGUAAUAGACUAGCAGUGGUUUCGUUGAUAUUAUUGGUCAUGUUUGUGAGAUGCUACAAAAUUGAAGUAGCAGCACCUUAAAAUACCACUUGAAAUAUUGAUUUCGCUUUUCAAUUCAGAAUUUAUAUAUAUAUAUUUAGAUAUCUAGACCCUUCCAUGUUGAUUACCUUGCAUGGUAAUGGCUGUAAUGUUGUACAGAUUUCGGUUUAAAAAAAUGAAGAUGCUCAGUUUUCUUUUUGGGCAAACCAUCCAUCUUAUUCAUUUACCAUUAAAUAAACAGUUUCCCCCUAAGGAAAAGGAGAAACAUCGGCCCCAGCACACUAGAACAGGAACAUCAAGUUAAACCUGUCAUACUGAGUGGAACUGAUGUGGUAAACUACAUGUGUGCCUAAUCUAUAUUUCACACAUUACGGUGUGUAUUACUAUAGCAUUGCAUAAUCUAUUGGACUCAUCACGCUGUUCAUGGUAAAGGAAAAAUUGUGAAAAAAAGUGUUUAGUAUUACGUAUUAUGUACAUUCAAUUGUAUUUUUUCUUCAUGACUCUUUUUAGGUGAAAACUAUUCACUUUUUUAUGAUAGAACACUCUUCUUUAUUUCCAUUUGAUUUCCAUAAUUUAUUUUGAAUGUAAGUUAAGUGGUUCAGCCACAUAGGACAAGAGAUAGUAUGAUCUCUCUAAAAUCAUGUAACUUUUUUUUAAUCACCAGACCAGACUUAAGUUUCUUAAUCUUUUGCUGGAGCACAAUCUUUUUCUGUAGUCGAUAUAAAUAAAUUUGUUUAACUUAAUGCCUACAUCUUCAAUCAAAUUUAAGAGUGUUGUUGAUACUUUGAAUCUGAUGUGCACACCUGUACAAAAUAGGUACUGUAUAAAAUCUUACCCUUUUCAAGUGUGCUUGUAUUCCUGUAUUUUAUAGGCAAAACUGAGCAGAACGUUACAUGUAAUUUGAAAAUUGCGACAUACAGUAACUAGGUAUUAUAUGUUAACCUGCAAGAGUUUGGAGACAGCUAUCAUUUAAAAUGCAUACAAUUAGGUUUUGUUGCGAGGCACCUCGUUUUCAGAGGGACAGACCGAGGAACAAAGGUCCUUGAAACAAAAAUAAUGUUGAGUUUGACUUCCCCUGAGCUCUUCUACUGCAAAGGGACAUGUGACCUUCUUAACAUGUAAUACAUGUACAUUAAACAUCUUAAUGCAAAGUAUUGUGCUUGUGUUUAUAAAGUGUCAAUUUUACAAGGUCUCACAUACACAUAAAAGAAAGUGGUAGAAGUGCAUGAUCUUCAUUUUCUCUUACUGCUGUUUACUUUUGUUUUCUAGGCAGUGUUCUCAGUAGCUGCUGUACUGUAAUUAUCUGAGUGCUAUAGUAUAUAGUGUUACAUGCAUCAUCAAACUGUACUUUGAGGCUGUGGAGAGUCAUAGGAAGAGGAUUUAGAAAAUCUAAAGACAGAGUUACAAUUAUGGAAAAGAAAUUCAUAACUGUGUCAAAUCAGAGUUCUAAGGAAAAGCAGCUACCCAGAACGAGGCUGUGUACUUCUUGUUCGAACAUUUUACAUGUCUCCAGUAGUUUGUAUUUUAUUGAUCCCACAAACUCUUCAGUCUGUUUCAUGCAGGAAUCCUAGACAGCAUGCAUCUCGGUUCUCACUUUUAGGGUUAAUUUACCUAACUACAAUCCCAAGGGGCUCUUCCUAGUAAUCAAGAAUAAUGUUUUAAUAGUGCUUCCUAAUGGGAGGCCACAAGAUCAAUUAAAGCAGCAAUAAUGAAAAAUAACAGUGAAGGCACGAUUGGGUUUUAAUGAAGUUGUGCGUUUAAAGAACAAGAUCUAAUGUACGAAAGGGUGCUUGUAAGGCAGCACUUGGGGACUUGAGAACAGCAAAGGCCUCGAUGAAUUGCUCUACAGCUACUCAUCUCCCUUUAGUAUUUCUUUCAGAUGUUGCUUUCGCAGCAAAGGAGCCAGAAUUUUCAUCUUUCAUUUUCUUGCCAUGCUACAAAAAAUGGCCCUGCUUGGAAUAAUGAGACGGGGCUUACAGUUUCGAGAGCUGUUCUAAUUAGGGUGCUUGUACCCCAGGGGGGCCUCGGAGGAGAAGAAAGUAUAUUCUGAUGCCCAGGAUUAUUGCUUUCCAAACCUCUGUGGCUUCCUUUACCUCACGUCUCUUGAAAAACACAUCUUAACUGUGUCACAGAAUGCCGUACUUUUGCUUUAAAACCCUUUCUCAAAUCCCUUACAAACAUUAAGACGUUUUAGGUGUUGUUUUUGUCUCCUCAGAUACAAAUGUCUCCAUAGAAUUUUAAAGGAGGUGAACAGCAUACUGUAUGUGCACCAUAUAUGGGUGAAGUUAAAAGCAAAGUGAUAGUUUAUUGGGAUGUGUUCAGAAUCUUCACCAUCAUCUUUCGUGUUGCAUAAGAUGCACGUUUCAACUAAGCAUCCUUUCAUCUAUGGAAAACAUGAACAUUCCAGAUUGUGUGAAGUAGCACACAAUCGUGUAACCGUAUUAAAUGUUCACUACAGUUAGACAGUGGUUCAGAUGCCAGUUUUCUGUCUAAAUUUAUAGAAAAUGAAAAGGUACAGAUCUAAAAUUAAUUAUUUAGACCCCAGCUAGGUAUACUUGUCCACAUCCAUCUGUCUGUCCAUCUAUCUACAAAAUCUGCAACAAGAUGGUACUGUAUAAUAAUGGUACAAUACAUCAUGGUCAUUAAUUUCCUGGAAUUUUGUAUGUCUGCAUAUUCAGUAUUUCUCAUAUUUCAUUGCAUUUUUUUAAAUGAUUCUGUGCUGUGAAUUAUAGAAUCAAAAUAAAAUUUAUAAGUAACUUUAAAACUUUCCUUCUUUUUCAUGUAUUGAAGAAGGAAUUGUGGACUAAUUAACAUUUUCUUCAGUUAGAAUUAAAAUAUAAAAUGCUUUGCCCUCAUUUUGCCAAAUCAGUGAAAUGCUUUGCCCUCGUUUUGCCAAAUCAGUGAAAUAUGAACAGAUGAUUUACUGGAAGCAUUAAGCAUACAGUACAGUAGGGCAGGGACUGAAAAGGUAAAGGGUUGACAUUUCAGUCACGGUGUGCUGAAUGGAAUGGAUAUUAACUUCAUUUACUCUGAACAUGUGUGGCCUUAUUUAAAUCCUGUGAUGUCCUAAGAGAGGUUCUGAAGCUUGAAGUGUUAAUGGCCUCUGAAAAGGAUUUCACUUGAAAUUUUAACAGAGUUUUUUCAGUUUUCUGUACUACAUUUUCUAAAAGUAAUAGUAAACAUUCAAGGUGUAAGUCUGUUAAGCGAAAAAGCAGGUGUCCACUCAAUAAAUGAAUCACCUGUAAAUGUUUCAUUUGGCUAGAGGAGUUACUGUAUAUGAGUAGGAAAAUGUUUCGCUGGACCAAAAAGCUUUGAAAGUUGUCUUGUUAGUGUUAAGUGUUUUGCCAUGUUCUACAAGAUCACACUUACUGUAGGAACCCCUGGUAUUGAGAGAAAAAUACAUGUUUUAAAGAUGUUCUGGACUCCUACAGCAGUAUAGAAAAGAAUAAAAAUGCCUGUCUUUCAAAUGUAGAGAAAUCGCUGAAUAUUGUGUGCAUUGGCCUGCUGUUUGUUUGAGUUUGUGUAUCAUGUAAUGAGAGGAAUGAAGAGGGAAGCAUGGGAUCUCGCUUAUGUAAAGUUCCACUGCUAGUCUUGUACUGGUAUGGGUACUGAUAUUGCAAUCUUGAGAUACCAACUUUGGAAUUGUUAAAGUAUUUUGGUUCAUUAUUUUGGCCAAGAUUUCUUCUUGGCCAGGAUUGCAUUGUACUCUAACUUAGCAAUUGUUCUCAACUGGCUUAAUUGGUUAAAUAAACUAUUAGAAUUUGCAUUGUAGGAAUUUUGUAUAAUAAAUCACCAGUACCUUUAAUUUGGCUUUCUAUAGCCCCUGUGAUGACCUGUGUGACCUGUGGACCUUAAUUCAUUGGAAGGAAUUCACUAUUCUCACUAUUGCUUCAGUACUGAAAGGGAAAUGAAUUAAAGUACUGUAUGCAUUUGAUUCUUCAAAUGCUUAGUAAAAUAUGAAAUUGAAGUCUCUGGGUAUUUUGAUUGAUUUCCAUUUUGAACAUUUAAAAUGUACAAAUGUGAAUCAGAGGGAACUUGAUGUCAAAGCGUAAAUAAACCUGAUUAAACAUUG
Molecule: messenger RNA, 5968 nt
Organism: Lepisosteus oculatus (spotted gar)
Lineage: Eukaryota; Metazoa; Chordata; Actinopteri; Semionotiformes; Lepisosteidae
Gene: dera
Product: deoxyribose-phosphate aldolase (putative)
Biological process (GO): deoxyribonucleotide catabolic process; carbohydrate catabolic process
Cellular component (GO): cytoplasm
Molecular function (GO): deoxyribose-phosphate aldolase activity
Source: RefSeq, a predicted model, not a curated record